Molecule: messenger RNA, 3147 nt
Organism: Zea mays
Lineage: Eukaryota; Viridiplantae; Streptophyta; Magnoliopsida; Poales; Poaceae
Exons: 3
Coding region: 987-2672 (561 amino acids)
Cellular component (GO): plasma membrane
Molecular function (GO): protein binding
Source: RefSeq, a predicted model, not a curated record
UUACAAUUUAGUUUGGGAUCUCUCCUUCAUCCUGUUCUUUGAUGCACACACACACACACACAAAAAAAAAAGUGUUUUCCAUAUAGUUUUGAUUUUGUAUAGCUGUUUUGCUGUUCAUUAUUGGCCCUUUCACUGAUUGAGUUGAUGAUAAAGCCACCCCAAACCAAACUUUUCCUCAAAGAACAAGCACAAACCAACAUUAACGUGUAAGUAAAAUACCCAUCCAAUAGGAACCUGCCACGUGCCCCAUGUUCCACAAUAUUGGAUUGUAUUGUGUUCCCACCAAAAAAACGAAACAAAAACAAACCGAAGGUGUAUUUGUUCGACAGGCAUCUUCUCUCAUCAGCGGCGGCGGCGAGGCAGGCAGAAGUGGCGAAGCCUGAAAGUGAGCUCUACGAUAGAGGGAGGGGCCAACCAAAAGCAAAGCUAGCGCCUAGAGGUAGCUGGUAGCAGGAGGGCUCCGACCAAUAUCUGCUCCAGGACCUUGUUCUUGUUCCCUCUCGCUCAUCACUGGGUGGGCCGUUGUGGUGGCUGCCUGGCUGUGGCUGGUGCGAGAAAAAAAGGUGAGGUUUUGGGGAUCCUUGGAACAAUCAUUUGUCAUUCCACUAACCUUUCCCUGGUUUCUUGCAUUCUCGAGCCUCCUUUCUGGCAUGUUCUUGGUUUAGGGGGGGAACGGACGAUUCUGCUUUGUACAAUAUUCCCGUAUUUAUUCCUCCUCGAUUUUCUGCGUUGAGAUUUCCUGUCUCGUGCCCAUUUCCGUCCUUGUUCGCAGCCAGGCACAGCUGCAUUAACGCUGUUGAUUUUCUCUCGCAGUAGCCAGUAUCAGGCGCAAGUUGCGAUUCUCGGGAGUUCGUUGAGGAGUCACAGAGAAAGUUUGGUGGUACUGGUGAGGCAAAGGUUUCCUUCCAGGGUUCGUCAGGAACGAGGCGUGUCGCAAUCUGAAGCCUUUCGUCGGUUCCGUCUAGCUGCCCCCCUCGGAUUCGGCCAUGGAGCGGCAGUCCAGCAUCCGGCUGGGCGCGCUGGAGAAGCUGAGGAGCUUCCGGGGGAUGGAGAAGCAGAAGAGCUUCCGCGGGAUCAUGUCCCUGGAGCGGCGGAGCAGGGACAGCCCGGGGAAACGCGGCGACACGCCGCUCCACCUCGCGGCGAGGGCCGGGAGCGUGGCCCACGUGCAGAGGAUCCUCGCGGAGCUCGACCGGGCGCUGGCCGCCGAGAUGGCCGCCAGGCAGAACCAGGACGGCGAGACGCCGCUGUACGUCGCCGCCGAGAAGGGCCACGCGGAGGUCGUGCGCGAGAUCCUCAAGGUCUGUGGCGUGCAGACGGCCGGCAUCAAGGCCAGCAAUAGUUUCGACGCGUUCCACAUCGCCGCCAAGCAGGGCCACCUUGAAGUUCUGAAGGAGAUGCUGCAGGCUCUUCCUGCUCUUGCUAUGACAACAAAUUCUGUAAACGCUACGGCCCUGGACACCGCCGCGAUUCAGGGCCAUGUUGACAUCGUCAAUCUCCUGCUGGAAACCGAUGCUAGCCUCGCCAGGAUCACGAGGAACAACGGGAAAACGGUUUUACACUCAGCAGCAAGAAUGGGCCACGUGGAAGUUGUAAGAUCGUUGCUGAAUAAGGAUCCCAGGAUUGGUUUGAGGACAGACAAGAAGGGGCAAACUGCGCUGCAUAUGGCUUCGAAAGCGCAGAAUGCUGAGAUCGUGGUCGAGUUGUUGAAGCCAGAUGUCUCGGUCAUCCAUAUCGAAGACAACAAGGGAAACAGGCCCUUGCAUGUUGCUACUCGGAAGGGGAAUAUCAUUAUAGUGCAGACUCUGUUAUCAGUUGAGGGGAUCGAUGUCAAUGCAGUUAACAGGUCUGGAGAGACUGCAUUUGCCAUUGCCGAGAAAAUGGACAGUGUAGAACUCGUGAACAUCCUGAAAGAGGCUGGUGGAGAAGCCGCAAAGCAGCAAGUACAUCCUCCGAAUUCGGCGAAGCAGCUGAAGGAAACAGUCAGCGAUAUCAGACACGACGUCCAGUCCCAGUUCAAGCAAACACGUCAGACCAAGAUGCAAGUCAACCAGAUCAAGAAGAGGCUGGAGAAGCUCCACAUCGGCGGGCUGAACAACGCCAUCAACUCCAACACCGUCGUCGCGGUGCUCAUCGCCACGGUCGCCUUCGCCGCCAUAUUCACGGUCCCGGGAAACUUCGUGGAGGAGCUGAGCCAGGCGCCUCCGGGCAUGUCCCUGGGGCAGGCGUACGUGGCGAGCAACCCGGCGUUCAUCGUCUUCCUGGUCUUCGACGCGCUGGCCCUCUUCAUCUCGCUCGCGGUGGUCGUGGUGCAGACCUCGCUGAUCGUGGUGGAGCGGAGGGCGAAGAAGCGGAUGGUGUUCGUGAUGAACAAGCUCAUGUGGCUGGCGUGCCUCUUCAUCUCGGUGGCCUUCAUCGCGCUGACCUACGUGGUGGUGGGGCGCGACGACUGGUGGCUGGCCUGGUGCACCAUGGGCAUCGGCGCCGCGAUCAUGCUCACUACCCUCGGCUCCAUGUGCUACUGCAUCGUCGCGCACAGGCUGGAGGAGAAGAACACCAGGAAGAUCAGGAGGGCCUCCGCGAGCCAGUCCCGCGGCUCGUGGUCCCGAUCGGUCGACUCGGACGAGGAGAUACUUAACAGCGAGUACAAGACGAAGAUGUACGCGCUGUAGCCUGUAGGAUGGAUAGCAAGUGUAACAUGACGGAUUCUUUUGUACAUACCAGUGCUUUGUUUCGCCAGAGGCUGCUCCAUGGCAUGCGGCACCACAUCAGUCUUCUUCAACCAAAGGGACUGAAGGUCCUUCCUGCGGAACCAAGUUCAGGUCACUUGACCGGUGUGCCUGUUCCUGGGGAGUGAGAGUCUGCUCAACUGUGUGGUUCUUAGCGCCUGAAACCGUCAAUGGUGAUGGAGAUAAUCCAGCUAGAAAUUUAGAAUAGAAUAAAGUGUCCGGUACAAAAUGCAUUGUGUCGUGCAGUAGAUAUGAUGAUCUUGUACACGAGGAUCUCAUCGGAGAGAGUGAUUUGUUGAACUCUUGUGGGCAGUUUUUUUUUUCCCUUGGGAGUUGGGACUUGGGCUUGUGGUCUGUGACGCAGGGAAUAUAUGUGUUGACAAGAUGAAAACUGUCAUUGAUCGGCCAUUUCCGAGAC